Messenger RNA from Scheffersomyces amazonensis, 1099 nucleotides. Its product is annotated as short-chain dehydrogenase/reductase. The transcript has a single exon. The coding region runs from base 1 to 981 and encodes 326 amino acids. The record is from RefSeq and is a predicted model, not a curated record. Gene Ontology annotation, molecular function: oxidoreductase activity, acting on the CH-OH group of donors, NAD or NADP as acceptor. NCBI's taxonomy places the organism in Eukaryota, Fungi, Ascomycota, Pichiomycetes, Serinales, Debaryomycetaceae.
AUGGGUCCAUUGUUAUUUACAUUAUUUGUUUAUCAUUUAAACAAACAGUUUCGGUUCUUUUCUAACCUCUUGAUUGGAAAUUAUUUUGAACCAGAAAGAGAUAUUGUGCUCAUUACUGGUGGAGCGUCAGGUCUAGGCCGAGAACUUGCUUUAAAGUUUGCUUCAAAAGGCGCUAAGGUAGUUAUUCUUGAUAUACAUAUUCCAGUUGAUUCCCAAGAUGAUGAAGAUAAUUUAACUAAAAUUAAGGGCGUCACUUAUUAUCAAUGUGAUGUUAGUAAUAGAGUUCAAGUUCUGAUGGUACAAAAGCAAAUUAAGCAAGAGGUCGGUAAAGUUACAAUUCUUAUUAAUAAUGCUGGUAUUACUACAGGUAAGACUUUAUUAAAUCUUAGUUAUGAGGAAAUUGAGAAAACUAUUCAGAUAAAUCUUUUAUCAAGUUUUUAUACAAUAAAAACAUUUUUACCCGAUAUGAUUAAGAUGAAAAGAGGCUAUAUUGUAACUAUUGGUUCUGUAUUAGGUUAUAUGUCUCCGGCAAGAUUAAGUGCUUAUGGAGCUUCCAAAUCAGGUUUAAUUGCAUUACAUGAAUCUCUUACUUAUGAAGUAGGACCUCCAUCAAUAAAUCCUUCUGGAGUCAAAACUUUAUUAAUUUGUCCUGGUCAGUUAAAGACAGGUAUGUUUAAAGGAGUUGUAACACCUUCAACAUUAUUAGCACCAGAAUUAGAGCCUACUUAUGUAGCCAAUAGUGUUUAUUCAGCAGUUGAGUUAGGAAGAAGAGGAGAAAUUAGAUUACCCUUCUAUACUAAUUUAAUACCAGUAUUUAGAGCAGUUCCAUGGCCCAUAGUUGAACUUGUUAGAGGCUUUAGUGGUAUUGAUUCAAGUAUGAGAACUUUCAAAGAUACUAUUUCCAAAGUAGCUAGUAAAGCAAGUUCAAUAGCCUCAAGAUCUUUAGUUGGAUCUAGAAUCUCAUCUGCCAAAACUAUUUAAAGUUAAAGUUUAAUAUAUAAAUUAUAAUUGUAACAAUUAACUGUAACAUCCAAAUCUGCGCAUCGCCUUCGCGGAGCAACGGCUGAUUUGAGAGAUGUGCAGUAUGCAUAAGUAACAC